Molecule: messenger RNA, 465 nt
Organism: Rhipicephalus microplus (southern cattle tick)
Lineage: Eukaryota; Metazoa; Arthropoda; Arachnida; Ixodida; Ixodidae
Product: complement inhibitor CirpT1
Source: RefSeq, a predicted model, not a curated record
CCAUUCUGUGCUGGAGUAGGAGUCGAGCGCACCCGUCUUGAUCAUCGCACACUCGAAGUCUAUAGCCAGUCGAGAUGAACUGCAAUGCUGGAUUACUGGUUAUUACUGCCGUAUUGGGCAUCACACUCUUGCAGCCUACUGAAACGACAAGCGGAGAAACAUUUGUAGAAGUGGUCGAUGGCAAAUGCGUCUACCAGAACAUAACCCUAGAACACCACCAAAGUAUACAGUUCGAAUCACCUUGCCAAGCUUGGUUCUGCAAUGCAGAGUUUCAUAAAAUAUACUUCGGAGGAUGUACACCCAAUCCUUCGCUUGAGAACUGCGUUGAGGUCAAUGGGAACGGAACUUACCCGGACUGCUGCCCCCGUCUAGUUUGCGAAGGGCAAAGCAGAGGAUGAUGAAAUAAAGGUUUUUUAUAUUCUGUAGCAGCCGAUCACAAUAAAGUAUGUUGUGUACCAAUACAAA